Molecule: messenger RNA, 1124 nt
Organism: Xiphophorus couchianus (Monterrey platyfish)
Lineage: Eukaryota; Metazoa; Chordata; Actinopteri; Cyprinodontiformes; Poeciliidae
Product: 23 kDa integral membrane protein-like
Exons: 7
Coding region: 342-1019 (225 amino acids)
Biological process (GO): regulation of vascular endothelial growth factor signaling pathway
Cellular component (GO): plasma membrane
Source: RefSeq, a predicted model, not a curated record
CAUCAUUGAAAAGCUUAGAAAAAACUCAGAACGCCCCAAGUAGACUUGAUAAUGACAAUAAGUGACGAUAAGAGACCAAUAAUUUCAUUUCCGGUUGUAUAUAUUGAGAUGUUGUUUUAUUGUGGGGUAAUUACGUGAGUGUUUGUGAAAUUUAAGGUCCUGAUGAAGUUUGAGAAACACUGCUUUAGUCCAGCGAUUUAAAGUUUCUCUGAACUAGAACAUCUAAUAGUUUUUGGUGCAGUUAAACUUCUACUUUGAAUGAAGGCCAAUGAUGCCAAGAUCAACUGAUGGGAAGAUACUGACUUCUAAUCUGGCGCCACAUAACCUGGUUGCAGAAUUGGAUGGACGGAUGUUCAUCAUGUUAUGUAACAAUCAGCUUCAGCUGUAAGUUUUGUGUUUUUGCUCUCACUGAUCAGAUGGAAGAACUGAACGCCCCCAUGAUGACGCGGCUCUGGGUGUUUGCCAUCGGCCUUGUCCUGAUCUCCAUUUUUGGCAGAUGUGCAACAUGGACCAAGAGUAAAUGCUGCUUCAUAACUUUUGCAGUGAUCAACGGCGUCGGAAUGGUCGUCAUGAUCGUCUUUGGGAUUAAUGUUGCUGUUUUAAAAAGCCAGGUCAUGGAAAAAGGUCAAAGUGCUGAAUUUGCCAAGGAGAUCCUGAAAAACGACGCAAAAAAAGAAUUGCUAAAAACCCGGCAAGAACAUCUUCACUGUUGUGGAUGGACUGGAGUCCAGGACUGGGGUUCAGACAUCCCUGACUCUUGUCACUGUAUAGACUGCAAACCUUCACAUGAAUGUAAACCCAGCCCACAGGGAUCCACCAGGCCAUCACAUGUCUACUGCAAGCCGUGUGGAGAAAUCAUUGGAGCUGAUGUUGAACAUGUGGCAAAUAUUGUUCUCGGCAUCUUUUUUGGAUUUGCUGUAGCUGCUAUGAUGAGUUUGAUCAUCGCCAUCAAAAUGAUUACGCAGUUCAGUCGUCAUGACAACGUCGGAGAGCCAGAUAUUGAAAUGAGGGUUUAUUAAAGUUAAUAUUUUGGAGGGUUUUGUGCCAGGAUGCAAGAAUAUUAUUCUCACUUUUUCUUUGUUUUGGUAAAAACUUUGACAUGAAAAUGCUUUGCAAACCAAACA